AUGAAAAAAAUCAUACAUAUAAUCUUAUUUAUAUUAUUAAUUUUAAUCGAUAUCUCCAUUUGUGGAACUGACUACUAUCGAGUUUUGGGUUUACCCCGAAACGCCAAUGAAUAAUAAAUAAAAAAGGCAUUUAAAAAGUUAUCUUUGAAAUACCAUCCUGAUAAAAAUAAAGGCAAUCCAAAAGCUGCCGAAGCCCAAUUUCAAAAGAUUGUUGAAGCCUACGAAGUAUUAAAAGAUCCUGAAUAAAAAAGGAUAUAUGAUUAAUAUGGGGAAGAAGGUUUAAAAUAACAUGGUUAAUAAUAACAAAGUAGGAAUUAAGGAGCUGGUUUUGACGAUAUUUUCAGUUAAUUUUUCGGAAGAGGUGGUGGUGGUGGUGGAGGUGGAUUUUAGUUUAAUUUCGGAGGCGGAGGAGGUGGUGGAUUUUAGUAAUAAUAAUAAGGAGGAAGUAAUAUUUUCGAUAAAUCUGAUGUAUAUGAACUUGAUAUGGGUGGCUUAUCGAAAUUCUUAAGACGAUAAGAAGUUUGGGUGAUUUUAUUUUAUAAAUCUAACCAAAAAUAAUCCGUUGAAUUAUAAGAUUCAUAUAAAGAAUUAGCCUCUAAAUUUUACGGAAUACUAAAAAUAGCCUCAAUAGACUGUAUUGAAGAAGAUACUUUAUGUGAGGAUGAAUUUUAGGUCUUCGAAUCACCAAAAAUUAAGGUUUUUGCGGCCAAUAUAAGAUCCGAAGGGCAUGAUUAUAAAGGGAAUAUGAAAGAUAUUUAAAAAUUGGCUAAUUUUGCAGUUUCUUUUAUGGAAAGUUAUGUCAGGAAUGUUAGAGAAUCGAAUUAUUAGGAAUUUAUUAAUGAAAGUUAGGAUAAGAAUAUAAUUUUACUUUUCACAUCUAAAAAAUCAACUCCGCCUUUAUUUAGGGCUCUUUCAAAAGAAAUGAAUGGGAAAUUGGUUUUUGGAGAAAUUAGAUAAAGUGAAUCAAGUUUAGUAAAUAAAUUCAAAGUUGUUAGUUUUCCGACUAUUUUAGCUCUUACUGAUAAUGAUAAUUAUAUAGGAGUCAAAUACGAAGGGGCAUAUAAGAAAGAUUUCAUUAAAAAAUUCUUAAGGGAAUAUGCUUAUACGACUAAAAGUGCUAAUAAAAGUGCACAAAAACCUUCUGAAGUUAAACUUUUGACUCCCAAUAUAUUAACUUCAUAGACUAAUUGUGGUAAUAAUGAUACUUCGAUGUGUUUAAUUGGUAUUUAUGAUGAAAGUAAUGAAUAAAUAUGUAAAAAAUUACUUGAAUAAUUAGCUGAAAAUUACAUAGGGUCAAAAUUGAAGUUUUUUUAUAUAGAUAUAAAAAAUAUUGAACUCGAUAAUAUUUAUGAAAGUGAAGAUGACGACAACAAAUAAACUCCAAUGUUAAUUAUUGUUAAAGGAAAAAGAAAUAAAAUUACGAAAUAUAAUUAAACUUUUAAUAUUGAGAAUUUAAAAAUUUUCGUAGAUGAUAUUUUGGGAGGAGGAGGUAGUUUCAAAAAUAUGCACGAGUAGUUAAAUGGAAAUGUUUUCUAAAGUAAAAAAGAUGAUUUGUGA
Messenger RNA from Ichthyophthirius multifiliis, 1557 nucleotides. RefSeq lists its product as hypothetical. The transcript has a single exon. The record is from RefSeq and is a predicted model, not a curated record. NCBI's taxonomy places the organism in Eukaryota, Ciliophora, Oligohymenophorea, Hymenostomatida.